AUGGAAGAAAACCAAAUCACUCAAAACCAACAACACCACCAUCUUCCCCCAGACAAACUCCAAAUGAACAACAAACCUAUUUCAGCUUCUCCUUACAGCACAAGCUCUCCCAAACGUGCUUUCGCCACAUUCAUAACCAUCUUUCUCAUACUAAUCGGUAUCACACUACUUGUCCUCUGGCUUGUCUAUCGUCCACACAAACCUCACUUCACCGUCGUCGGUGUCGCCGUCUACGGCCUCAACACAACUUCACCACCUCUCCUCUCCGCCACCUUGCAGUUCAACGUCCUCAUCAAGAAUCCAAACAAACGUGUCUCAGUUUACUAUGACAGAUUCUCAGCUUUUGUUUCCUACAGAAACCAAGCCAUAACGCCACAGGUUAUGCUACCACCGUUAUUCCUAGAAAAACACAGCCAGGUUUCACUGUCUCCUGUGCUCGGAGGCACCGCGGUUCCGGUGUCGGUAGAAAUAUCAAAUAGUUUGAUGAUGGAUGAAGGUUAUGGAGUAGUUGGUCUGAAACUGGUGUUUCUUGGAAGGUUGAGAUGGAAAGCUGGUGCAAUAAGAACAGCACAUUAUGGUUUCUAUGGAAAGUGUGAUGUGUUGAUUGGUUUGAAGAGAGGUUUUGUGGGCCAGGUUCCAUUGCUUGGUACUCCACCUUGCUACAUCGACAUAUGA
Messenger RNA from Lathyrus sativus (Indian pea), 675 nucleotides. The record is from the annotation of a GenBank genome assembly. Lineage: Eukaryota; Viridiplantae; Streptophyta; Magnoliopsida; Fabales; Fabaceae.